AUGUGCUUCUGGAUUCAGUUUGCUAGUAUUUUGUUGAUGGUUACAUUUGUUCUUGGAAAUUUUGCUAAUGGCUUCAUAGCAUUGGUAAAUUCCAUUGAAUGGGUCAACAGACAAAAGAUCUCCUCUGCUGACCAAAUUCUCACUGCUCUGGCAGUCUCCAGAGUUGGUUUGCACUGGGUAAUAUUAUUGCUUUGGUAUGCAACUGUUCUGAAUCCAGAUUCAUACAGUUUAGCAGUAAGAAUUACUACUACUAAUGCCUGGGCAGUAACCAACCAUUUCAGCAUCUGGGUUGCUACUAGCCUCAGCAUAUUUUAUUUGCUCAAGAUUGCCAAUUUCUCCAACUUUAUUUUUCUUCACCUAAAAAGGAGAAUUAAGAGUGUCGUUCCAGUGACACUACUCGGGUCUUUGUUAUUUUUGGUUUGUCAUCUUGUUGUGGUAAACAUGGAUGGGAGUAUGUGGACAAAAGAAUAUGAUGGCAACGUGAGUUGGGAGAUCAAAUUGAGUGAUUCAACGCACCUUUCAGAUAUGACUGUAACCACGCUUGCAAACUUAAUACCCUUUAUUCUGUCCCUGAUAUCUUUUCUGCUGUUAAUUUGUUCUUUGAAUAAACGUCUCAAGAAGAUGCAGCUGUAUGGCAAAGCUCCAGAUCCCAACACCAAGGUCCACAUAAAAGCUUUGCAAACUGUGAUCUCCUUCCUCUUGUUACUUGCUAUU
Molecule: messenger RNA, 714 nt
Organism: Piliocolobus tephrosceles (Ugandan red Colobus)
Lineage: Eukaryota; Metazoa; Chordata; Mammalia; Primates; Cercopithecidae
Product: taste receptor type 2 member 45-like
Biological process (GO): sensory perception of taste; detection of chemical stimulus involved in sensory perception of bitter taste; G protein-coupled receptor signaling pathway
Cellular component (GO): membrane
Molecular function (GO): bitter taste receptor activity; G protein-coupled receptor activity
Source: RefSeq, a predicted model, not a curated record